CAGAAUGGCAGCCACGGGAGUGCACGGACAAAACGUUGCCGGCGAAAAUGUUCAAGUUAAUCCUUCGGCCGCCCGAGUGCAAACGAAAUUGUUUGACUUUCAGGCCAGCAGUGCUAACAGGAAAUCUCUCCAGACUCUACAGUUCUCCUCAACCAGUGAUAAAGAACUGGUCAGCAAGGAUGGACCAAUCAGACAGAGAGUUGGUAAACAUUCUAAACCUCACAAGAAGAAGCUGAUCAAGCCCAGUCAGAAACCAGUGACAGUGUUCCGUGACCCCAGCCCGCCAGCAGUCAGAGAGGAGGUUGUUGCUGUGGGAGAUGAUGAAGCUUUGGUCACUGGGGAGACGAUACCAGACUCCUACUGGAAACUGCUAGCUGAGGAAAGACGACUUGCACUUGAUGACUCCCUCCACGAAAACGAAAUGCUUCACAAUGAGAUCGACCAACUGAAAGAGGAGAAUUCUCGCUUGACAGAGCUGGCUGGACAAGCAGAGUACCUGGCUACUAUAUUACAGACUGCUGUCGAGAGUUCUGGGGAUGAAGAAGAUGGUGGUGCUACAGAAAAGCCAGAAACCAGCGAUGAAGUGGAGGAUUACUCUUCCAGCUAUGAGGUGAUCAGUUUGACAGACGAAGCUCCACCCACUUUGUCGGACGAGGACGGUGAAACAACAGACACAAAGUCUCUCUCAGACAGUAAAAGAGAAAGUGACACUGACACAUUGUGUAGUCCUGUUUGUGGAGACAAAUUGGUUGUUUCACGCAUGACAUCAAAAGAGAAGGAUACAGAAAAGUCCUCCAAAGUUACCUCCCCUGAGUCUAGCCCAACCAAGCUCCAGGCCGGUACAGAGGAGAGUUCAAACAGCAGCACCACAGUAUAAUGGCAAUGACAAUACAGUAUAAUGACACUGACAAUACAGUAUAAUGACACUGACAAUGCAGUAUAAUGACACUGACAAUACAGUAUAAUGGCAUUGACAAUGCCGUAACAUGAUCUCAGCUGUAAACAUUUAUUAAUAAUGGUGAGGAAUUGUCUAGAAUUUCAUAUCAACCAAUUGUGCUAAAUCUGUUAAAUUGUUCUAGAACAACUCAUAUUUUGUGAGUAACUUUUGUCUUAGAUGCAUUAUUAGUUCCAUUAAAAUUGCAGUUCAGAUCGUUUUUUCUCACCCGAGCACUACCCAUUUUGGGGCGGUUGGAGAUCAGUGGACCUUACCAUUUGAGUGUUGCCUGUAUGUUUACUGAAGAAAAUCACUGAUGUAGCGCGUAUCUUGUCCAUUGUCUGUGCACUUUGUAGUGGUCAUGAAAACUUUGGUACUGUUGUUUUCUAUUUUAUUCAUGUAUUUUAGGUAUGUACAGUGAUCUGUGUAAUGUCUAUUGCAUCAUAGGAUUGAUUGACAGGGCUACAUAUACUUGCACAAAUGGUUGAAAGGGGGCCAGUUUUUACCUUCGUUUAGGACUGUUGAUUUUAUUG
Molecule: messenger RNA, 1467 nt
Organism: Liolophura sinensis
Lineage: Eukaryota; Metazoa; Mollusca; Polyplacophora; Chitonida; Chitonidae
Product: geminin-like
Exons: 6
Coding region: 5-877 (290 amino acids)
Biological process (GO): negative regulation of cell cycle; negative regulation of DNA replication
Cellular component (GO): nucleus
Source: RefSeq, a predicted model, not a curated record